CCCGUUCCACAAACCAGCAACAUGUCGAAACUCAUCCGUUGGGGAAUUGCCUCUGCCGGCAAGAUUAGCGAGGACUUCGUCAUUGCCUUGAGCACCCUGCCCUCCACCGACCACAAGGUCCAGGCUAUUGCCGCCCGAUCCCUGGAUCGCGCCCAGGAGUUCGCCACCAAGCACGGCAUCCCCAAGGCCCUAGGAAGUUACGAUGAGCUGGCCAAGAGCGGCGAUGUCGAUGUGGUCUAUAUUGGCACCCUUAACCCUCAGCACUACGAGGUGGCUGUGCUGAUGCUGAACGCUGGCAAGCAUGUGCUCUGCGAGAAGCCCCUGGCCAUGAACAAGAAGCAGGUGGAGGGCAUCCUGGCCGCUGCCAAGGCCAACAAGCGCUUCUUCAUGGAGGCCGUGUGGUCGCGAUUCUUCCCCUCGUACCAGCGCGUCAAGGAGCUCAUCUCCAACGGACAACUGGGCCAGGUUAAGGAUGUGGAGGUCAACUUCGGCUUCCCAUUGGCCCAUGUGGAUCGCUUGCAGAAACGCGAUCUGGGCGGCGGUGUGGUCUACGAUCUGGGCAUCUAUACCAUUCAGGUCUCGCAGUGGGCCUUCCAGGAGAAGCCCGAGAAGAUCGAGUCCACGGGAACCCUCAAUGCCGAGGGCAUCGACGAUGAUGUGAGCGCCACUUUGACCUACAGCGGUGGUCGCACUGCUCGCAUGCGCUUCUCGUCCAAGGAGAAGCUGGCCAACACCGCCGUGAUCAAGGGCACCAAAGGACAAGUUACGCUGAUUGACUUCUGGACGCCCAACAAGCUGAUCGACAUCGAUGGCCAGGAGAAGGAGUGGCUGCCCCCCAAGGGCAAGUACGAGACCAACUACGCCAAUUCCGAGGCCAUGCGGUACGAGGCGGAGGCAGUGCGUCAGUCCAUCAUCGCCGGCGAUGUGGAGAACAAGAACGUCACCUACGCCGAUAGUUUGCUCUUCGCCGAAAUCGAGGACACCAUCCGCAAGCAGAUCGGUGUGCUCAACAAGUACGAUGAGCAGUAAAAUUAGAUUAUAUAGCUAAAUGUGUAACAGUAAAAUAAAGUAAUAAACAGACAUUUUAUAAAAAAUA
Drosophila takahashii is the source of this 1096-nucleotide messenger RNA. RefSeq names its product trans-1,2-dihydrobenzene-1,2-diol dehydrogenase. Lineage: Eukaryota; Metazoa; Arthropoda; Insecta; Diptera; Drosophilidae. Gene Ontology annotation, molecular function: nucleotide binding. The record is from RefSeq and is a predicted model, not a curated record.